AGGUUUGACUCAGUAUUAAUAAAACAGGCAUUCAUUUUCAACUGCAUCUGACUGUUGAAUAUUUAUUUAAAAUAAACAAACAAUUAUGUAUUGUAUUAUGAUAGCAUGAGUGGAAAGAAAAGCAAGCGAUCGUGCCAUGUCCUGAAAUAGCAAUUAUGACAAAGAUUAAUCAUUGAGAUAGUUGUCAGUCGGUGUUUCGGUUAAAAUGGAGACUGUAAGAACCACAGCCGCAUUCGACCGACUAUCGCUGGCUAACACGGUCAACCGUUAAACCGUAACACCGGCUGUAUCCUGCCUGACAACAUCGCAAGUCUUAACCUCUGUACUCAUCCGUGACUAUCUGCAGAGACACAAGGCUUAUCUGUGCUGAGCUGAUCACAGAAUAAUAACAAAAGGAAAAGGAUGUCCCCUGAGAUGCAGACAGUUGCCCGUGUUACUCAAACCUGGCUGCAGGCCUCUUGGCAUGUCCAGGUGCCCAUCGCCUGGCUGGAAGCCUGUGUGGAGUUUCUACAGGAAGAGGCAGGAGGAGUGGGUCGUCUGUCACAGCAGCAAAUCAACCAGCAGGCACUGGACCAGUGGUUGCUGACAGACUUGAGGGACCUGGACCACCCUGUUCUUCCUGAAGGGAUCAGUCAGGCUCAGAAGACCGAACUCAGCGGCAUCUUCUGUGUACAGGUUGACUCACUACUGGAUGUCAGUCAGCCUGCGUACAGUCAGCUGCAGAGCUGGAGGGGAACCGAAUGUGCCAACGACCAGGUGUCGGCUGUCACACAGAGCACACAGAGGCCCUGGGAGGCCAAACCAACCCGUAUGCUACUACUGCAGGUGACAGAUGGGGUCCAGAGCCUUGAGGUCAUGGAGUAUCAGCCUGUUCCUGCACUCAGCACCACCCUCAGGCCUGGAGCAAAGCUGCAGUUAAAAGGGCGGAUGGUUUGCAGACUCGGGGUGCUGCUGCUGGGGCCAUCGAAUGUCAAGGUCCUGGGUGGUGAAGUGGAGGAUCUGGUGGAAAGAAAUCACCAGGGUCGGGUUCUGUGUCGGACACUGGGACUUCCUGAAGAGGAGCAGCAAAGGGAACAGGAGGAGGUCUUACCAGCACAACAAGGUAACCAGGAGGUGGAGGACCUGGAGCUGGAUGAUGCAGAGUUGUUAGCCAGUCUGGAGACCCAGGAGGUGAUCCCAAUUAGGGCUGUUCAGGACAGCGGCUACCAGACUCUUAGUGAUAUGUCCCCUCAGUCCUACAGAAGCUCCUCAGUCAGGAGUCCUGUCCCGACAGCCUCAUCCAGAAGUGAGGCCUCAGCCCGUUCUCACAGAAAUGGUUUGACCCAGAGCAGCAGAGGUGGUCCAUUCCAAGAUCAUUACCACAGGAACGAACAAGACAAUUCUGACCUUAAUGACCUCGUACGUCCUGAACGCUCCGUACAGCGCUCAAUUCCAGAUCACAACAUGACAGAUGAAGACUUCCCAGAUGAAGACUUUGAUGAUCUCCCCCUGGAUGAGUUGGAUGGUGAGAUGUUUGAACAAAGCCCAGAUGUUAGCAGCAGCACUCACAGGAGCGCAAGAGACCAAAACCUAGCACGAAAACCACAAAGUCUUGAGUGCUUAUGGCCUGGUUUCAACAACUCUAGACCCACCAUGCAGAAAAGGGACAAUCAAGGCUUCAGUGGAGGAGCUAAAGAGCAGUUUGUGAAGCCAUCACAUGAAUCAAGAGCUUCUCAUGAUGAGGAUGAUUUCAUGGAUUUGGAUGCUGAAUGUCUUCUGGAAGAGGUAGAAACUAGGAUGAGUGCAGUGUCAAAUCAGCUCCCUGUUCAACAGCAACCAAGAGACAAAACCAAAACAUUAAGUUUGAGUUGUAGACCUACCAGCAGCUCAUCAAGAACUGAGACACAUCAGGGACAAAGUAUUACGUCAAGUACUUCAGAACCAGAGAGGUUUCCAGCAAAGAAAGAUUCACAAAGUUGUAGCUCUGGCCCUGCUGUCACUCUAACCUCUCCACCUUUUACAUAUUUGAGCCUGCUGGAGGAGGAGACGUCCAAACAACAACCCCAUCCCAUAACAAUCCGUGUCAAAGCUUUCAUCAUUACUCUGAUAGGGAAACUGACCAGCAGCAGUGGCUUUUGGCGUGUCUGCGCUACAAUAUCUGAUGGUACCGGUUACUUAGACGUAGAGCUGUCUGACGAGGUCUUGACAGGCCUGCUUGGCUUCUCAGUGGCUGAAAAGGCAGCUCUGAAGCGAGACCCAGCCCGAAGAGGAGAGCUGGAAGCCGGGAUGAGGCGGUGUCAGGAGGAGCUGGUGGACAUGUGCUGUGUUAUGACCAUCAAGGUUGAGUCAGAGGGCGGGAAAGCUGUUGUGACAAAGGCGGAAAGAGUCAGUGAAAAUGUGCUGCAGGAGCUGGAGCAGAGGGUGAAGGACCCAAGGAAAUAAACAGAGGGAAGGUCAAGGGGGAGUGGGUGAUAAUGAGGAAAUUAGAGGCAACUGAGAGAUACCGUAAGAUUCAGAAUGUCACACCAGUAUAUAAGAUGUAGUCUGGUUUUUUGGGAGGUUUUGGGGAGAAAAGGGUUUUAACAGUCUUCCACUUGAUGAUUCCUGUUGCAUUCAGCAGAGUUUCUGUGCAGCUUAGUUGCUCUUUUGGUAAUGCCACAUGCAAAAGGGUUUUCACCAUGUAGAGUUUGCACUCAUGCUAGCUACCACUACCAUUGUUGAGCUCUCAGCCUUUGUUGAUAGUUGUGAAGUACAGACCCACAAUCAGCAAGUUGCACAUACUUCUUCUUGUUUUCUUCAAUAAAGACUAUUUUAA
This is a messenger RNA of Cheilinus undulatus (humphead wrasse), 2794 nucleotides long. RefSeq names its product RMI1, RecQ mediated genome instability 1, homolog (S. cerevisiae) (gene rmi1). The transcript is spliced from 10 exons. Gene Ontology annotation, cellular component: RecQ family helicase-topoisomerase III complex; nuclear body. The record is from RefSeq and is a predicted model, not a curated record. Bases 403 to 2421 code for a protein of 672 amino acids. Gene Ontology annotation, biological process: resolution of meiotic recombination intermediates; double-strand break repair via homologous recombination. Gene Ontology annotation, molecular function: nucleotide binding. Lineage: Eukaryota; Metazoa; Chordata; Actinopteri; Labriformes; Labridae.